Messenger RNA from Hyposmocoma kahamanoa, 536 nucleotides. RefSeq lists its product as uncharacterized. Bases 21 to 503 code for a protein of 160 amino acids. Lineage: Eukaryota; Metazoa; Arthropoda; Insecta; Lepidoptera; Cosmopterigidae. The record is from RefSeq and is a predicted model, not a curated record. The transcript is spliced from 3 exons.
AUAUUUGGAAAUUAUCAACGAUGGUUUUAGUGAUCUGUACAAAUUACGCCAAUCCAAAACAUAAUGAAAAAGCCGUUGAUCUUAAAGCGUCUAACAGUGAUAAAGAUACAUCGAUUCAAGUAGAUAAAGGUAAUACAGACGAUAACGUAGAUAAUGAAAUAAUUAACGGUAGGAAAGCAAAGCCUGUUCCCGUUACCAGAAAAUCAUCAGCUCAAGUUAUACACGAAAAACAGAUGAAGGAAAUCCACGACCUAAUGGUAAUUAGUUCUAAAACAACAGACUAUUUCUACGACGAAGCCGUAAGGAUCGAUACUUACCAGACAAUUAUUGAUGGUUUGAGAAAAAUGUUGAUUUAUUUAGACGAUCCCAAAAACAGUGCAGUCAAAAAGAUGGUGUUUGAUUGCUUCUUAAAGAUAAGGGCAACUAUCGUUCCAAAACUCGACCCGUUCUCGACACAUGUAGUUAACGACUUAAUAAUUGCUGAUGUCAAUAAUAGAUUUUAAGGUAUUAUUUAAACAAACUACUGCAUAAGAGUC